AUGCCACUUUUUGCUCUCUUAAACUCGUCUUCCUUCAUCUUUUCAUCUACUCUUUUCCUCCUUAAACCCAUUUUCCUCCGUGGCUUUGCUGCUUCAUUGCAAUUUGUUUUGUUACUUGCUCUCACUGUCUCCUUUGUCUUUAACAAACUCAGGCUGGGUGCUGCUCAUCAGCUUUCUAAACAGAGGUUUACUAAUAACAAGAGGUUUUUGUGGUACAAACAGACUCUCUUCUGUUGUUGGGCUGUUUCAUUGCUUAAUCUUGCCUUGUCUUUAUCAACCUACUUUUAUUGGUAUACAAAUGGUUGGUCUGAUGACAAACUAGUGACCCUUUUAGAUUUUGUGCUUACAACACUCUCUUGGGCUGCACUUUCUGUCUAUUUGCACACCCAAUUCUUCAAUUCAGAUUUUCUUCUUUAUCAAAAACAUGGAUCCUUGGAGAUACAAUAUUUAGUAUCUGAUAUAUUCUCUGUUUUCACUGGUUUGUUUCUAUGUUACGUGGGGUUCUCGAGAAAUGGGAGUCAAGAUACUCUUCUCGAACAACCCUUUUUAAAUGGUGAUUCUAUUUCAAUUAAUGGUUUAGAGUCAAGUAAGUCUAGAGGAGGUGACAGUGCGACUCCUUAUGCAAAUGCUGGUCUUUUCAGUAUUCUUACCUUCUCCUGGAUGGGUUCUCUUGUUGCUUUCGGCAAUAAGAAAACUCUAGACCUUGAAGAUGUUCCUCAACUUCACAUUGUUGAUAGUGUAGUUGGAGCAUUCCCAGUUUUUAAAAAUAAGCUUGAGUCAGAUAGGGGUGCUGCUAAUAGAGUUACGGCUUUCAAGCUCGUCAAGGCAUUGUUCUUGUCAGCUUGGAAAGAAAUUCUAUUGACAGCUUUGUUGGCAAUAAUAUACACCUCAGCUUCUUAUGUUGGCCCCUACCUUAUCGACUCUUUUGUUCAAUGCCUUGAUGGGCGAGGAGAAUACAAAAAUCAGGGAUAUAUUUUAGCUUCGACCUUUUUUGUUGCCAAGGUUGUAGAGUGCCUCUCACAGAGGCACUGGUUCUUUAGGUUGCAGCAAAUUGGAAUCAGGCUCCGUGCUGUAGCAACCACGAUGAUUUACAACAAGGCUCUAACCCUUUCUAGUCAGUCAAAGCAGGGCCAGACUAGUGGGGAAAUCAUCAAUAUCAUGACGGUUGAUGCAGAGAGAAUUAGUGAUUUUAGUUGGUACAUGCAUGAUCCGUGGUUGGUCAUCUUGCAAGUUGGUUUGGCCUUGCUGAUACUGUACAAAAAUCUGGGACUUGCAACGGUUUCUACUUUUGUUGCAACAAUAAUUGUCAUGUUGUUAAACUAUCCACUGGGGAGAUUGCAAGAGCAUUUUCAAGAGAAGUUAAUGCAAUCAAAAGAUAAAAGAAUGAAGGCUACCACUGAGAUUUUAAGGAAUAUGAGAAUUCUCAAGCUGCAGGCGUGGGAAAUGAAGUUUUUGUCUAAGAUUUUUGAGCUCAGGGAAGUAGAGACAGGAUGGUUGAAGAAAUAUUUUUAUAGUUCCGCAAUGAUGACGUUUGUCUUCUGGGGUGCUCCUAGUCUUGUGGCUGUGGCCACUUUUGGUACUUGUAUGCUUAUUGGAAUCCCUCUUGAAUCAGGGAAGAUCUUAUCUGCACUUGCAACAUUUAGGAUUCUUCAAGAGCCUAUCUAUAAUCUUCCUGAUACUAUCUCUAUGAUAGUUCAGACCAAGGUUUCCCUGGACAGAAUUGCAUCUUUCGUUAGUCUUGAUGACUUGAAGCAUGAUGUGUUGGAGAAGCUUCCAAUAGGCAGUUCUGAUACAGCAGUUGAAAUUGUAGAUGGGAAUUUCUAUUGGGAUGUGUCUUCGCCUGGUGCAACAUUAAAAAAUAUAAACUUCAAAGUGCUCCAUGGUAUGAGAGUUGCUGUUUGCGGUACAGUUGGUUCUGGCAAGUCAAGCUUACUUUCCUGCAUUUUAGGAGAAGUACCCCAGAUCUCAGGGACUCUCAAGUUAUGUGGGACAAAAGCCUAUGUUGCUCAGUCUCCCUGGAUACAGAGCGGCAAGAUUGAAGAAAAUAUAUUGUUUGGUAAGGAGAUGGACAGAGUGAGAUAUGAAAGGGUACUGGAAGCAUGUUCCUUAAAGAAGGACCUUGAAAUUCUCUCAUUUGGUGAUCAAACCAUUAUUGGUGAGAGGGGAAUCAACUUAAGCGGUGGGCAGAAGCAAAGAAUUCAAAUAGCACGGGCUCUGUACCAAGACGCUGAUAUCUAUCUAUUUGAUGACCCUUUCAGUGCUGUAGAUGCUCAUACUGGAUCUCAUUUAUUUAAGGAUGUUUUGCUUGGUCUUUUGAGUUCAAAAACUGUUAUUUAUGUUACUCAUCAAGUCGAGUUCUUACCUGCUGCUGAUCUAAUUUUGGUCAUGAAAGAUGGAAGGAUCACACAAUCUGGAAAAUAUGAUGACAUCCUCAAUUCAGGAUCUGAUUUCAUGGAACUUGUUGGUGCACAUAAGGCAGCUUUAUCAGCACUUGAUUCCAAACAAGCAGGACCGGCUUCUGAAAAUGAAAUUGUUGGAAAGGAAAAUGGUAGUAGGGAUGAGAUAGUGCAGAAAGAAGGAAAUAGGGAUUCUCAAAAUGGUAAAGAAGAUCAGGUAGCAGGGCCAAAAGCACAGCUCAUUCAAGAAGAAGAAAGAGAGAAAGGUAGCGUUGGGUUUCCUAUCUACUGGAAGUAUAUCACAACAGCAUAUGGAGGAGCUCUUGUGCCCUUCAUAUUGUUGGCUCAGAUUCUCUUUCAGAUCCUUCAAAUUGGUAGCAAUUAUUGGAUGGCAUGGGCAACUCCUGUCUCAAAGGAUAUGAAACCUGUUGUCAGUGCAUCUACUCUAAUAAUAGUCUAUGUAUGCUUGGCAAUUGGAAGUUCUUUUUGCAUCCUCGCUAGAACCACACUUCUUGUAACAGCAGGAUAUAAAACUGCAACUCUACUAUUCAAUAAAAUGCAUCUGUGCAUUUUUCGUGCCCCUAUGUCCUUUUUUGAUGCAACUCCUAGCGGACGAAUCCUAAACAGAGCUUCUACAGAUCAAAGUGCAGUCGAAACACAAAUUCCAUAUCAAGUUGCAGCACUUGCCUUCUCAUCCAUUCAACUUCUGGGAAUCAUUGCAGUCAUGUCUCUGGUGGCUUGGCAAGUUUUUAUUGUUUUCAUCCCUGUCAUUGCUGCCUGCAUCUGGUAUCAGCAAUAUUAUAUACCUUCAGCAAGAGAACUUUCAAGGUUGGUUGGAAUAUGCAAAGCUCCAGUCAUCCAACAUUUUGCUGAAACAAUUUCAGGAGCAGCAACUAUCAGGAGCUUUGAUCAACAAUCAAGAUUCCAAGAAACAAAUAUGAAAGUUACAGAUGCAUAUUCUCGUCCAAAAUUUCAUGUUGCUGCUGCAAUGGAAUGGCUUUGCUUCCGGCUUGAUAUGUUCUCUUCUAUUACGUUUGCUUUCUCUUUGGUUUUCUUAGUCUCUUUCCCGAAGGGAAUUGAUCCAGCCAUUGCGGGAUUAGCUGUGACAUAUGGACUCAACCUAAACAUGUUACAAGCUUGGGUGAUAUGGAAUUUAUGCAGCUGUGAGAACAAAAUCAUAUCAGUAGAGAGGAUUCUUCAGUACAUGUCCAUUCCUAGCGAGCCUCCUCUCGUAAUAGAAGCAAGCAGGCCAAACUCUUCUUGGCCAUCACAUGGAGAAGUUGAUAUUAAUAAUCUGCAGGUUCGGUAUGCCCCACAUAUGCCACUUGUUCUGCGUGGUCUCACAUGCACUUUCCCAGGAGGGAUGAAAACUGGGAUUGUAGGGAGGACCGGCAGUGGCAAAACAACUCUCAUACAGACUCUUUUCCGCAUUGUCGAACCUGCAGAUGGUCGCGUUAUGAUUGAUGGUAUUGAUAUCUCACUGAUUGGACUGCAUGACUUGAGGUCAAGACUAAGCAUUAUUCCUCAAGAUCCAACCAUGUUUGAAGGGACUGUACGAAGCAAUCUGGAUCCGCUUGAAGAGUACACGGAUGAACAGAUUUGGGAGGCUCUGGAUAAGUGCCAACUUGGAGAUGAAGUUAGGAAAAAGGAAAAGAAGUUAGACUCCACAGUGAUUGAGAAUGGAGAGAACUGGAGUAUGGGUCAGAGGCAGCUAGUCUGUCUCGGGCGUGUACUACUGAAGAAAAGUAAGGUGUUGGUCCUGGAUGAAGCUACUGCCUCAGUUGACACAUCCACUGAUAAUCUAAUUCAGCAAACUUUAAGGCAGCACUUCUCUCAUUGUACGGUUAUAACCAUUGCACAUCGGAUAACUUCUGUUCUUGAUAGUGACAUGGUUUUGCUUCUGAAUCAUGGGCUCAUUGAGGAAUUUGAUUCUCCAGCAAGAUUGUUAGAGAACAAAUCAUCGUCAUUCGCACAACUCGUCGCGGAGUACAGAGUCAGGUCAAAUACCAGUUUUGAGAAUUUAGCAGAACUGAAAUGA
Dovyalis caffra is the source of this 4434-nucleotide messenger RNA. NCBI's taxonomy places the organism in Eukaryota, Viridiplantae, Streptophyta, Magnoliopsida, Malpighiales, Salicaceae. The record is from the annotation of a GenBank genome assembly.